GCGCUGUGGGCGAGAAGCAGUGGGCCUAGCCGUUCGGCAUGAUGGCUGUAAGGUGACCGGGACUAGCGGUGACGGGACCCGUGCGGUCACCUCUUCAAACUGCGGCUGUCACCCAUGAUCCCAGCCAGCAUGUCUGGUAUAAUGACGAUGCUCCAGCAGUUUGCCAACGGCCUGCGCAGUCGAAAUGAAGAAACGCGCACCAAGGCGGCCAAAGACCUGCAACAUUAUGUCACCACAGAGCUACGGGAGGUGAGCCAAGAGGAAGCCACUCAGUUCUACGAUGAACUCAAUCACUUUAUUUUUGAGUUUGUUUCCAGCUCGGAUGUGAGUGAGCGGAAAGGAGGGAUUCUUGCUAUAGUGAGCCUGAUGGGGGUCGAGGGAGGAAACGCCACCCGAAUAAGCAGGUUUGCCAACUACUUGCGCAACCUGCUCCCUUCCAGCGACACAGCUGUGAUGGAGAUGGCCUCCAAAGCUAUGGGCCGCCUUGCUAUGGCAGGAGACACCUUUACAGCAGAAUAUGUGGAAUUUGAGGUUAAAAGAGCCCUGGAGUGGUUGGGACCCGAAAGGAACGAAGGGCGACGUCAUGCUGCGGUUCUGGUGCUGCGAGAAUUGGCCGUUAGCGCCCCUACGUUCUUCUUCCAGCAGGUCCAGCCGUUCUUCGAUAACAUUUUCUACGCUGUGUGGGACCCAAAACAAGCAAUUCGCGAGGGGGCUGUGGCAGCCCUGAGAGCCUGUUUGAUUUUGACUACACAGCGUGAACCUAAAGAGCUGCAGAAACCCUUGUGGUAUAGGCAAACAUUUGAGGAAGCUGAGAGGGGCUUCGAUGAGACUUUGGCAAAGGAAAAGGGUAUGAAUCGAGAUGAUCGGAUCCACGGAGCUCUCCUAAUCAUCAAUGAGCUUGUGAGGAUAAGCAGCAUGGAAGGAGAGCGUCUGAGAGAGGAGAUGGAAGAGAUCACGCAGCAGCAGCUGGUGCACGAUAAGCACUGCAAAGACCUCAUGACAUACGGGCUGAAACCGCGCCACAUCACCCCCUUUGCCAGCUUCCAGUCUGUACAGCCUCAGCCUUCCAACGCCUUGCUAAGUCUCCUAGGGUACACCGGACAGCAAGGAAUUCUGGGCUACGGAGCAGCCCCCAUGCCAGACAAAUCUACCUUGGUGGAGAGUCGGACCUGCCGAGAUCUAAUAGAGGAGAAAUUUGACCAGAUCUGCCGUUGGGUUUUAAAAUGCAGAACCAGCAAAAAUCCCUUAAUCCAGAUGACCACCCUGCAUGUCCUCCCGCGCCUGGCAGCAUUCAGACCGUCUUCUUUCACAGCGGAUCAGUAUCUCCCAGACACGAUGAAUCACUUGUUGAGUUCUGUGCGGAAGGAGAAAGAGCGUACCGUGGCAUUCCAAGCUCUGGGGCUCAUCUCUGUGGCUGUCAGGUCUGAGAUUCGCCCCUAUUUGCCGAAAAUCCUUGAACACGUGAAAGCCGCUCUUCCUCCCAAAGACUUUGCUCACAAGAGACAGAAGUCUAUACAAGUCGAUGCCACUGUGUUUACCUGCAUCAGCAUGUUGGCACGAUCUAUGGGUGCAUCCAUACAGCAAGAUGUCAAAGAGCUGCUGGAACCCAUGCUGUCCGUAGGCCUGAGCCCUGCAUUGACAGCUGUACUGUAUGACUUGAGCCGUCAUAUCCCCCAGCUGAAGAAAGAUAUCCAGGAUGGGUUGCUGAAGAUGCUGUCUCUCGUUCUUAUGCACAAACCUCUGAGGCACCCCGGGAUGCCUAAGGGUCUCGCACAACAACUGUCCUCGCCAAGCCUCACCAAUAUUCCCGAAUCCAGCGAUGUUGGCAGCAUUACACUUGCUCUCCGCACUUUAGGCACCUUUGAAUUUGAAGGUCACUCGUUGACUCAGUUUGUGCGUCACUGCGCUGACCACUUUCUGAACAGCGAACACAAGGAGAUUCGGAUGGAAGCCGCUCGCACCUGCUCACGGUUACUGACUCCCUCCAUUCAGCUUCUUAGUGGUCAUGGGCACGUAAGCCAGACCGCCGUUCAGGUUGUGGCGGAUGUUCUUGGUAAACUGCUGGUUGUCGGGAUAACAGACCCAGACCCUGAUAUCCGAUAUAGCGUAUUAGCAUCAUUAGAUGAACGCUUUGAUACCCAUCUGGCGCAGGCAGAGAACUUGCAAGCUCUCUUUGUGGCCUUGAACGAUGAGGUUUUUGAGAUAAGGGAGCUGGCCAUAUGCACCAUCGGACGUCUCAGUAGCAUGAACCCUGCCUUUGUCAUGCCUUUCCUACGCAAGAUGCUCAUCCAGAUUUUGACCGAGCUGGAGCACAGCGGUGUUGGGAGGAACAAGGAGCAGAGCGCCCGAAUGUUGGGACACCUCGUCUCCAACGCUCCACGGCUCAUCCGCCCCUAUAUGGAACCGAUUCUUAAGGCACUUAUCUUAAAGUUGCGAGACCCGGAUCCAAAUCCUGGAGUAAUAACAAAUGUCCUUGCAACCAUUGGAGAGCUGGCGCAGGUCAGCGGACUGGAGAUGAGGAAGUGGAUGGAUGAACUGUUUCCUAUAAUUAUGGACAUGCUGCAGGACUCAUCCCUACUCGCCAAGAGACAGGUCGCCCUAUGGACCCUGGGCCAACUGGUCGCGAGCACGGGGUAUGUGGUGGAACCAUACAGAAAGUAUCCGUCUCUGCUGGAGGUGCUGCUUAACUUCCUAAAGACUGAACAAAACCAGGGUAUUCGGAGGGAGGCUAUCCGUGUGCUUGGGCUUCUGGGAGCGCUUGAUCCAUAUAAACACAAAGUUAACAUAGGGAUGAUUGACCAGUCGCGAGAUGCCUCUGCUCUUAGCAUGUCUGAGUCCAAGGGCAGCCAGGAUUCUGCUGACUACAGCACCAGCGAAAUGCUAGUAAACAUGGGGAACCUGCCCUUGGAUGAGUUUUACCCAGCCGUGUCAGUGGUCACACUCAUGAGAAUCCUUAGGGACCAGUCCUUGUCCAACCAUCACACCAUGGUGGUCCAAGCCAUCACCUUCAUCUUCAAGUCUCUAGGGCUCAAAUGUGUGCAGUUUCUUCCGCAAGUGAUGCCAACUUUUCUCAGUGUUAUCCGUCUUUGUGACAACAACAUCCGAGAGUCACACCAGCCCUCUCCUCAAAAGAGGACAGGACUGAUGUCCCCCCAGUUCAUGUUCCAGCAGCUGGGGAUGCUCGUCUCUUUCGUACGGAGCCACAUCCGCCCCUACAUGGAAGAAAUCUUUGCUCUUAUCAAAGAUUAUUGGACCAUGAACAACCCCAUUCAAAGCACCAUCAUUCUCCUCAUCGAGCAGAUUGUGUUGGCCCUCGGCGGAGAGUUCAAGCUGUAUCUACCCCAGCUGAUCCCCCAUAUGCUACGGGUGUUUAUGCACGACAGCAGCUCGGGGCGCUCUGUGACUAUAAAGCUGUUGAAUGCUAUCCAAAUGUUUGGAGCGAAUUUGGAUGAUUACCUGCAUCUUUUGUUACCACCGAUUGUGAAGCUUUUUGAUGCACCCGAUUCUCCGAUUCUAGCCCGAAAAGCGGCGUUAGAGACAGUGGACCGUCUUACCGAAUCGCUCGAUUUCACAGAUUAUGCCUCCCGUAUUAUCCACCCUAUAGUGCGCGCCCUGGACGUCAGCCCGGAGCUGAGACAGACGGCCAUGGACACGCUCUCCUCCCUAGUCUUCCAGCUGGGGAAGAAGUACCAGAUAUUCAUUCCAAUGGUGAAUAAAGUGUUGCUGAAGCACCGAAUAAUGCACCAGCGCUACGAGGUUCUGACCUGCAGGAUCCUAAAGGGAUACACGCUUGCCGACGAGGAGGAGGAUCCGUUGAUUUAUCAGCAUCGGGCGCAAAGAGGGAACCUGGGUGAGACGUUUGCCGCUGGGCCCUUAGACACCGGACCCAUGAAGAAGCUCCACGUCAGCACCACCAACUUGCAGAAGGCUUGGGGAGCCGCACGGCGCGUCUCCAAGGACGACUGGUUGGAGUGGCUGAGGCGCCUGAGCGUGGAGCUCCUUAAAGAUUCCUCUUCACCCGCCCUUCGUUCAUGUUGGUCUUUGGCGCAGGCCUAUAAUCCUCUGGCCAGAGAUUUAUUUAACGCGGCCUUCCUCUCCUGUUGGUCGGAGCUCAAUGAAGAUCAGCAGGACGAGCUGAUUCGAAGCAUUGAACUGGCUCUUACCGCGCAAGACAUUGCCGAGGUCACGCAGACGCUGCUGAAUCUGGCGGAGUUCAUGGAGCACAGUGACAAGGGCCCUUUGCCACUGAGGGAUGACAAUGGCGUGGUACUUCUGGGAGAGAGAGCAUCCAAAUGUCGAGCCUACGCCAAAGCCCUCCACUAUAAAGAACUGGAGUUUCAGAAAGGGGCAAACCCUGCCAUUCUGGAGUCCCUCAUCAGCAUUAACAAUAAGCUGCAGCAGCCCGAAGCGGCGUCUGGCGUCCUGGAAUUCGCCAUGAAGCAUUACGGGGAACUGGAGAUACAAGCCACUUGGUACGAGAAGCUGCAUGAAUGGGAGGACGCUUUGGUCGCGUACGAGAAGAAGCUGGAAGUGAACAAGGACGACGCGGAGCUGAUUCUGGGGCGCAUGCGCUGCCUGGAAGCACUCGGUGAAUGGGGGCAGCUUCAUCAACAGUGCUGCGAAAACUGGACCAAUGUGAACGAAGAGGCCCAAGCCAAAAUGGCGCGCAUGGCAGCGGCAGCCGCAUGGGGCUUAGAGCAGUGGGACAGUAUGGAAGAGUACACCUGCCUCAUCCCGCGGGACACACACGAUGGAGCGUUUUACCGAGCUGUACUCGCGCUCCAUCAGGACCUCUUCUCACUGGCCCAACAGUGCAUUGAUAAAGCCAGAGACAUGCUGGACGCCGAACUCACCGCAAUGGCUGGAGAAAGCUACAGCCGUGCCUAUGGGGCUAUGGUCACCUGUCAGAUGCUGUCUGAGCUGGAGGAAGUGAUCCAGUACAAACUGGUUCCAGAACGUCGCGAGAUAAUCCGCCAGACCUGGUGGGACAGACUCCAGGGCUGCCAACGCAUUGUUGAGGACUGGCAGAAGAUCCUGAUGGUGCAGUCCCUCGUGAUCGGCCCCCACGAAGACAUGAGGACGUGGCUGAAAUACGCCAGUCUGUGCAGCAAGAGCGGCCGUUUGGCUUUAUCUCACAAGACGUUGGUGAUGCUUCUCGGCGUGGACCCUGCACUGGAAAGCGACCAGCCGUUACCUACCGCGCAUCCUCAGGUCACCUACGCCUACAUGAAGUACAUGUGGAAGAGCACGCGAAAGAUUGAGGCUUUUCAACACAUGCAGAAGUUCGUGAACAACGUGCAGAUGCAGGCGCAGCACGUCGGGGACGACCCGCAGCGCAAACAAGAACUGCAAAAGCUCAUGGCCAGGUGUUUCUUGAAACUUGGUGAAUGGCAGUUGAGCCUGCAGGGCAUUAAUGAAUGUACUAUCCCCAACGUGUUGGAGUAUUACAACGCAGCCACGGAACACGAUCACAACUGGUACAAAGCCUGGCACGCUUUAGCGGUGAUGAACUUCGAGGCCGUGCUGCAUUUCAAGCACCAGAACCAGAUCCGAGAGGAGAAGAAAGUGAGGCAUCCCAGCACGGCCAGCGCCAACACCGAGGGCAGCGAGAGUGACAGCGAAGGAGACAGCGCCGAGAACAGCCCCGUGCCUUCCCCUGUACAGAAGAAACCACCGGAGGACACAUCUCACAACCUUCUGCAGUACACCGUGCCGGCCGUACAAGGAUUCUUCCGCUCCAUCUCUCUGUCGCGAGGAAACAACCUGCAGGACACGCUACGAGUCCUCACCCUGUGGUUUGAUUAUGGUCACUGGCCGGACGUCAAUGAAGCCCUCGUGGAAGGAAUCAAGACUAUUCAGAUAGACACCUGGCUACAGGUGAUCCCUCAGCUCAUCGCCAGGAUAGACACUCCGAGAGCUCUCGUGGGACGACUUAUCCACCAGCUGCUGACGGACAUCGGCCGCUAUCACCCUCAGGCUUUGAUUUACCCGCUCACCGUGGCCUCCAAGUCAACAACCACGGCUCGUCACAACGCGGCAAACAAGAUUUUAAAGAACAUGUGCGAGCACAGCAACACGUUGGUGCAGCAGGCUGUGAUGGUGAGCGAAGAGCUGAUCCGCGUGGCCAUUCUGUGGCAUGAAAUGUGGCAUGAAGGCCUGGAGGAGGCGUCGCGGCUGUACUUUGGGGAGAGGAACGUCAAGGGGAUGUUUGCUGUUCUGGAUCCUCUUCACGCCAUGAUGGAGAGGGGGCCGCAGACUCUGAAGGAAACCUCGUUUAAUCAGGCGUAUGGCCGAGACCUGAUGGAGGCUCAGGAUUGGUGUAGAAAAUAUAUGAAGUCCGGGAACGUGAAGGACUUGACUCAGGCCUGGGAUCUUUAUUACCAUGUCUUCCGCCGCAUCUCCAAACAGCUGCCUCAGCUCACCUCUUUGGAGCUGCAGUACGUGUCGCCCAAGUUGCUCAUGUGCCGAGACCUGGAGUUGGCGGUUCCAGGAACGUAUGAUCCCAACCAACCGAUAAUACGCAUCCAGUCCAUUGCCCCGUCCCUGCAGGUCAUCACUUCCAAACAGAGACCACGCAAGCUGACUUUAAUGGGGAGUAACGGCCACGAGUUUAUGUUCCUGUUGAAGGGGCACGAGGACCUGCGUCAGGAUGAGAGGGUGAUGCAGCUUUUCGGAUUGGUGAACACGCUCUUAGCCAACGACCCGGCUUCCCUGCGGAAAAACCUUAGUAUCCAAAGAUACGCCGUCAUCCCUCUGUCCACCAACUCGGGGUUAAUCGGAUGGGUGCCCCACUGCGACACGCUGCACGCCUUGAUCCGAGACUAUCGGGAGAAGAAGAAAAUCCUGCUGAACAUCGAGCAUCGGAUAAUGCUGAGGAUGGCUCCGGAUUACGACCACCUCACCCUGUUGCAGAAGGUUGAAGUGUUUGAACAUGCGGUAAACAACACCGCCGGAGACGACUUGGCCAAACUGCUGUGGCUAAAAAGCCCAAGCUCAGAGGUUUGGUUCGAUAGAAGAACAAACUAUACCCGUUCCUUGGCUGUGAUGUCCAUGGUGGGUUAUAUCCUGGGUCUGGGUGACAGACACCCGUCUAACCUGAUGCUCGACAGACUGAGCGGAAAAAUCCUGCAUAUAGACUUUGGGGAUUGUUUCGAGGUGGCUAUGACCAGAGAGAAGUUCCCGGAGAAGAUCCCGUUCCGCCUCACGCGGAUGCUGACCAACGCCAUGGAGGUGACUGGCCUCGAUGGAAAUUACCGGAUCACGUGCCAUACCGUGAUGGAGGUGUUACGGGAACACAAGGACAGCGUCAUGGCCGUGCUGGAGGCCUUUGUGUACGACCCGCUGCUCAACUGGAGGCUGAUGGACACCAAUAUAAAAGCCAACAAACGUUCUCGCACGCGGACAGACUCCUACUCGGCCGGACAGUCUGUGGAAAUGCUGGAGACGGUGGAACUGGGCGAAACGGCCCAUAAAAAGCCUGGAAGUACCGUUCCCGAGUCCAUCCAUACCUUCAUAGGUGACGGUCUGGUGCAGCCGGAAGCUUUGAAUAAGAAAGCUAUCCAGAUCAUUAACAGGGUCCGAGAUAAGCUAACAGGUCGAGACUUUUCUCAUGAAGACACUCUAGAUGUGGCCACUCAGGUGGAACUACUGAUUAAACAAGCCACGUCCCAUGAAAACCUGUGCCAGUGUUACAUCGGGUGGUGUCCUUUCUGGUAGGAAGGAAUGAGUAUGAACCUCAGCACCGUUCCUACAAGGCAGCGGAUUUGUCUUCAAAUACAGUUCAAGCAACUUCUGCCCCAAAAUAUGUGUUUGACUGCAGUGUUUAUCCCUGGACGGGAGGGAGAGUUUAAAGUCGCACCGCAGCCCUGCGUUAACCUGUGAUACCUUGGGUUUGUGUAUAUAUCUAUACAUACGUUAUCGUCCUCUGUAACUUUAAUCAUGCUCCGAAUGCGUAGGAUGACGGGUGGACGGAUCGCCCGCGAGACACGGAUCCUCGCGUCUUCUGACAGCCGCAAAAUUAAGAGAGGGUGACACCGGCUCCCCGCCUUCCUUAUCAAGAAAAAGAAAGAAUCGAUCAUGUUUGGGUCACUUCGCUGUAAUGGACUAUAAUGGCCGGUAACAAAAUGUACACGUGAUACAGACUGGGUUUGUAUAAACAGUCUUUUUUUUUUUUCACCCGUAAAUGAUUAAAACGAUUAAAAAAAAAAAAAAA
This is a messenger RNA of Spea bombifrons (plains spadefoot toad), 8212 nucleotides long. It is a transcript of the gene MTOR, whose product is annotated as mechanistic target of rapamycin kinase. Gene Ontology annotation, biological process: negative regulation of macroautophagy; TOR signaling; protein phosphorylation. The transcript is spliced from 60 exons. Gene Ontology annotation, molecular function: protein binding; protein serine/threonine kinase activity; protein-containing complex binding. Lineage: Eukaryota; Metazoa; Chordata; Amphibia; Anura; Pelobatidae. Gene Ontology annotation, cellular component: TORC2 complex; nucleus; TORC1 complex. Bases 115 to 7716 code for a protein of 2533 amino acids. The record is from RefSeq and is a predicted model, not a curated record.